Messenger RNA from Prorocentrum cordatum, 1572 nucleotides. Lineage: Eukaryota; Dinophyceae; Prorocentrales; Prorocentraceae. The record is from the annotation of a GenBank genome assembly.
AUGCCAAGUGCGAUGCCCCUCCCACCCGCCAGCGGCAGGGUGGAGGUCGGCCGGGCCGACCUGGCCGUGGUACGGCUGCCGCGCGGAGGCGCCGCGGCUGCCGCGGAUGCCCUCGCCGACCUGGUCUCGCGAGGAGUGCCCACCCUCGCGGUGAUCCGCGAUUCCGCGGGGGACAGCGUCGUGCUGCCGCAGGGCGACGUGGACACCCUGCGGCCCCUCUGGCAGGACCCGAAAGUGGACCCCGAGCCGUUCGUCACCCUGAGCGUGGCCGACGCCGCGUCGCUGCAGGCUUUGUGCUCCGCGCUGGCCCAGGCCGGCGUGGAAGGCCUCGUCGCCGCCGUGCGCCCCUCCGCGCGGCCCUUCGCCGCCGUCCGCCGCGGCGACCUGGCCAGGGGCGGCGGCGCGCUGGGCGCGGCACUGGCGGCCGCGGGGCUCCGGCUGGCGCACCUGGGUCUGCGCGAGGGCCGCCCGAUUCAGCUGCAGCAGGGCGCCGUGCACGGCGGCUCCUGGGGCGGGCUCGGCGUCGUCUUCGGCCGCGACGCCGGCGCCGCGAGCGCAGGCCAGGGCCUCUGGGCGUCGCUGGGCACGGGCAGGGCGCCCCGGGCCCUGCGCUUCGAGGCCGCGCACGGGCUCUUCGCGGAGGUGAGGAUCCCCGCGGGCGCCGAGGCGGCGCUGACGCCCGCCGCGGCCGCGGCGCUCCGGCCGCCGCCGCGGAACGGCCGCGCCGCGGCGGGCGGCGACGCGGGGCGGCCCGGCUGGGCGCGGUUGGACGCGGGGGAGGACCUGGACGCCACUGCCGCGGCCCUCGAGCUCGCUCCUGGCCUGGGCCCCCCGCGGCGGGGCCUGUGGCUCUUCUGCGGCAGGCUCUUCGUGCGUGUCGUUGCCCCCGUGAUCCCCGAGCUCGCUCGGGAGCAGGACCAGCCGGAGGAGGCGGCGGCCGCUGCCGGCACCGGCGCCGGCGACGCGAGCGGCGAGGACCUCCGCGCCACGGGCGACGUGCUGCUGGGCCUCGUGGAGGGGCCGGGGAGGCUGCGGGCACUGCUGCGCUCGACGGGCGACCCUGGCGCCGACGUGGGCCCCGCCGAGCUGCGCCACGGGGAGGGCCUGCUGGUGCACGGGCCGCCGGGCGGGCCGCAGGAGGCCUGGCAGGUCGUGGAGCUGCGGGGCACGGACCCCUUCACCGCGCCAUGCGCCGUGCCCGCGCGACCGCCCCUGCUGCGGCCCGCGUCGGAGGACGGGGCCGCCGACGAGAGCGCGGAGGAGGAGGCCGGAGAAGGCGCCGAGGACGAGGAGGGCGACGGCGCCUCCUCCGACGACUCCUCCGACGCGCCCAAGGCACGUGCGGACAGGUCUCGCUCCAGGGACAAGAAGAAGAGCAAGGACUCCGAUAAGGAGAAGGAGAAGGAGAAGGACAAAGACCGCGGCCGUGAGAAGGACAAGGGGAAGGAUAAGGAGAAGGCGAAGGACAAGGAGCGAGACAGGAGCCGCAAGAAGGACGAAAGCAAGAAAGAGAAAGACAAAGACAGAGAGAGGUCCAAAGACCGCGACAGGGACCGGCGGGAUCGGGACAAG